Molecule: messenger RNA, 3307 nt
Organism: Mizuhopecten yessoensis (Yesso scallop)
Lineage: Eukaryota; Metazoa; Mollusca; Bivalvia; Pectinida; Pectinidae
Product: patched domain-containing protein 3-like
Exons: 4
Coding region: 189-2738 (849 amino acids)
Biological process (GO): transmembrane transport
Cellular component (GO): membrane
Molecular function (GO): transmembrane transporter activity
Source: RefSeq, a predicted model, not a curated record
CUCAUUAUGUUCGGACGUGCACAUGCGCACAUGUUAUGAUUACGUGAACCAUUGUUUGUAGCACAGGAUAACUUCCUGGUACAUAUAAGUAUCCUUACUCAUUAGUGAGUGACAGUAAGUAUAGUAUACACCUACACAGAGCUACUCCAUACACAUGGACACAGACACAGUCUGCAGAGAUUUGCGACAUGGUGUGUUGGAGUAUGUAUGCCAGAGUUGAGAGAGCGAUUGGGAAGGUGUUUGCAAGGUAUGGAGAAUUUGUUGGUACCUAUCCAUGGAUUUUCCUAACAGUUUCCGUACUUGUGUGUUGUUUACUGGGGAUUGGACUUAUCAACCUGAAAUCUGAAACAAACGUAGAGAAGGUCUACACACCAAUGGAUAGCCAGGCCUCUAAAGACAGAAGUACGAUCAGAAACCUGUUUAGCGAUUACUCUGGUACGAACUUUUACUCACAGAACCUAAUUGAAAGGAAUCUACACGGCAGUGUGAUUUUCAAAAGCAAAACCUCGUCAAAUCUGCUCAGCCUCACUAAUAUACAGGAAAUAAAGACAAUUCACGAUCAAAUCAAAGCGAACGUGUUUGGAAAUGGAAUGGACUAUUCGCAGUUGUGUGCUGUUCGAGCUUCCCAGUGUGUUGUGGACGGUGACCUCAUUUUCACAACUAACUUUCAACAGCUGCUUCAGAAUGACAAUAUUACCUAUCCAGUUCUUGGUACUGUUUCUAUUGAAUCUGUUUUUGGUGAUGUGACUCUUCAGAACGGAAUACUGCAGUCUGCCAAAUUGGUUAAGUUAGUUUUCAACUUACGACAGGACAACCAACAGUUCACGGAUAGUUCCAAAUUAUGGGAAAAAGACUUUGUGUCCUACAUGAAAACCCUCCAAUCACCGAUAUUGGAUGUCGUGUAUGCACAUUCGUCAUCUCUGGACGAGGAGCUAACAGCGAACAUCCGUGGCGACAUAGUAUUUGUGUCGCUGACCUUCACCUUGAUGAUCGUGUACGCGACUUUUGUCACCUUGACCUGUGAUUGCUUGCUUGACAGACAAAAUUUGGGCCGGGCUGGUGUCAUAGCAACCGGACUAGGCAUCGUAGCUUCAUUUGGGCUGGUCAGUGCUUGUGGGGUGGAGUUCGUCUCCAUUGUUGGGGUGAUGCCUUUUCUUAUAUUAGGUAUCGGGAUUGAUGAUAUGUUUAUACUGUUGGCCGGACUCGCAGAGGCCCCGUUACUUGAAACAACCCCAAAACGAGUUGCAGAAACCAUGCGCACUAGUGGAGUGUCAAUAACUAUCACAUCCCUGACUGACAUACUAGCAUUCGGUGUGGGUGCCUCCUCUGUUUUCCCUGGCGUGCGGAACUUUUGCAUAUUUACAGGGGUUGCUGUCCUGUUUUGUUAUAUCAACUUCGUGACCUUCUUCAUCGCCUGUAUUGCGAUCAACGAUAGAAGGAUAUCAGCUAACAGACACUGUUUAUGCUGCCACCCAAUCGAAAUGAAGAGUGACAUGGCAACCGCUUCCCCGUUACGUCGGUUUUGCUGUGGCGGCACUGCUCCUUCCUCCGAGAUAGAAAUGCAGAGUCUACUAGAACGUAUGCCUGGCAAGAUUCUCACUAAAUUCAUCAUCCUGAAGCCUGUGAAAGUCAUCGUACUCAUUUGUUUCGCAGUUUAUCUAGGCAUUGCAAUAUGGGGCGCCACUGAUUUUCAACAGGGUCUUGAUACGAAAAACCUAGUUGCUGACGAUUCAUACUAUUUCCACUAUAAUUCCCUUGAUCAGCAAUAUUUUACUCAAAGGGUUCCAGUUUCAUUUGUUUUCGACGAAACAUUGGAUUAUACCAAGGUUUCUACGGUACAGGCGAUUGAUGGGUUGGUGGCAAAUAUCCAAAAUGACAAAUCUGUUGGUAAUAAUAAUUUGAUUAUCAGUUGGUUUCACAGUUUUAGGUCAUCUGCAAAUUAUGAUACCUCAAGUGAAACGCAAUUUGUAACCAAUUUGAAAACAUUUCUCAUUUCAAAUUAUCAAUAUGAAAACGAUAUUCAGUUUGACAGUACUGACCUAAGAAUUCGAACCUCUCGCAUAUACAUACUCACUAACAAUCUGGUUGUUUCAUCUGAACAAGGAGAUUUUAUGUUACGAAUGAGAGGUCUUACCGAAGACUCCUCUUUAAGUGUUAUCGCCUACGCUCCUAGUUUUAUUUUCUAUGAGCAGUACGUUGAAAUACUCCCAUCAACCCUUCAAACUGUAGGUAUAGCUGUGGCGGUCAUAUUUGUAGUAACUGCACUUUUCAUGCCCAGCCCACUUCUGAUAAUCUUUGUCACUGUUUCCAUGGUAAUGAUCAUGACAGGCAUUUUUGGCUUCAUGCAUUUCUGGGACUUAACUCUAAGUUCAAUCACAAUGAUACAUAUCAUUAUGAGUGUGGGGUUCUCAGUGGAUUUCAGUGCCCAUAUCUGCCACGCCUUUAUGACAGUGGAAGGGGGCACACGUGAUGAUAAAGUCAUAUACGCCAUCUUACGUUCUGGUGGGCCAAUAUGGAACGGAGCUAUCUCUUCAUGCAUAGGGAUCAUAAUGCUGGUCUUCUCCAAAUCAUACAUAUUCCGGUCUUUUUUCAAGGUCAUGUUACUUGUGAUCUUAUUUGGAAUCGGACAUGCGCUGUUUUUUCUUCCUGUUCUGCUAUCUCUUAUAGGGCCCAUAGAGAAUACGAAACCUAGUGGUUCUUCUGUUGCAAAUCAAGCAAAUGGACCAGCUGCUGUUUAAUCUGGACAUAAAAACAUCGCUUACUGCACAGAGCGGGAAAAAGACAUUAAAGACCCAAACGCACAAGGUUCGAGUCUUUGAAAAGAACAAUGGUGAAUUAUAUCGUUCAUCUAACUUAUUUAAGCUGUGAUAAAACAUUAUUAAUUCUAGCAAAUCAAAUCGCCUUUUAUUGCCUCAGUGGUAUGCACAAAUUUUAUUUUGAAUUUCAAUUUUUUUGAGACUGGAAGAACUGUCAAUUCGGUUCUUACCCGUUUAUUUUGAACACCUAGUCCUAUGAUCCUAUGAUCUCAGAUAAGUAAAAUUAACAAAAACCACCAAGUUCCACCAAUGAAAAUAAACAUGAAUAUCCUAUAUAACAUACAGGAAAAAAGAAAAAUGGCGAUGUUUUGUUCUAGUUGGUGUCAACAGAGAAAUAUUUUCAAGAUCUUAUUAGAGGUUUUCAGUAUGUGUACCUUGGACGAUCAGGAGGGCAGAAUAAAAGUGAUAACUGCUAGUUUUGUUCUCACAUUUUUUUUGUUCCUGUAUGCGUUAAAACUGUGCGUUAAAACUGUGAUAUAUUUGUUCUGUAA